UUACACGUGAAAGGUAACCGACGUGAAACAGCGGUUUUAACGUGAGAACUCAACGAAGUCGACUUUAUACCGUUACUUUCUACUGACAGAAGCUAAUAUAAUUUAGCAUCAUCGUCAGCAGCGCCUCAGAACAAACAAUCUCAAUUUUUAUUUAUUUAUUUUUAGGAAAAUGAGCCGUUAUUUUGUCCAGCUGACACGUUUGACACGGUAAACCUUCACCGUGUAUCGUGUUCUGUUUAUUCACUGUUUUAUUUCUCUCGCCUCUGAGGUGACGAGGCUACAUCGGGAAAGAGGGUGGUCGUGAUACCGCAUAGCCGCGCGCGAGCACGGAAACGCGCGUGGUGCGCGGCGCGUGAGCAUUCGCCUCAGGAAGACCGGCGCGUGCCAUCAGGAGCUGGAUACCUGUUAACUUUUCUGUGUGUGUGUGUGUGUGCGUGCGUGUGUGCGUUUGAGUGUGUGGCUCGUCGUCGCAAGAAGAGCAUCGUGGUCACUGUUCGGCAUUUCGUAAUGGACGCGAAAGCCUUCGGUCAAGUUUUUCACCGUCCUGUUCUUGCGGUCUCGCGCACAGGCUCGGCUACGGGACUGUAACCGAGUCGCACGCGGAAUAUUUCCGAGGCGAUAAAAGCGUGCAUUCGUUGCGAAGCGGAUUUAUAUCGUUCUAUACGACUACGAUGUCAUUUGCACGGGUUUGCUUGGGAGCUCUGCUGCUGUGGAUGAUUGUUUCUGACGUUGCAGGUAAAGUUUCCCCCACCAACUAUGAUGCCCUGCUCAAUGCCCCUGCUGCUACUGCCACCUCCAGCCCCCCAGAACUCUACCUUCCUGCCAGCUUCAAGCUCUCCAACACCCAACUGGCCUUCUUUCUUGAAGAGAGCCGAAGUCAGGGCCGAAAUGUCCCUGGUGGCCACCCUUUGCAUCGUUCGGAGAGCUUUGUGGUCUUUCAGACCAGGGAGUUACCAUCAGUCAACAUCUCUUUGGGUCCUUUCACCCAGGACCAGACUCUUUCCAAAGAUCUUUUACAGCCUUCGAGUCCCCUGGACAUCCCGGGUAGACUGACAGUCAAUUGGAAGGUGCGAGCCUUUAUUGUACAGUCUAAGGUAUUUGCAACUAACCCAGUGGUCCAGGUGCUGUUUUACAUUGCAGGCCGGGACUGGGAUGACUUCAAGGUCCAGGACAAGCUGCCCUGUGUGAGGUUACAUGCCUUCCGGGAUGUUCGGGAGAUCAAGACUUCUUGCAGGCUCCAGGGUAACUUGGCACAAUGCUUGGCCCAGCUGGAACUUCCUUCUACGUGGUUCAAUGUCAAUGUGGCACCUUUGGGCCGCAGAAAGUCCUCAGUGGCAGAUGUUCUGGAGAUGACUGGGGAAACCCUCCAGGCGGAGCUCUAUUACACCCUCCAUGAUCCAGACAGCAAAGGGGAGUGCAGCGAUAGUUACCCACGGCGAGGAGGAGGUUCCAGGGGGGAGAGCACACCCCAGCAGCCACUACUUCGGAUAGGGAGCAUCAGCUUGUACCAGCCCAGUCAGGAGCAACUGGUAGUGGACAAGCAACUGGACAAGAACCUCUUCUUGAGACUACCUGACAAACCGUUAAAGCCUGGCGAGACUCUCAACAUCUACCUGUAUUUGGUGCCGAACUCAACAGUGGAACAGUUCACUCUCAAGGUGAAAGCGAAGAAGGGGGUGAAUCUCCUCAGCACCAAGUCAAAGAGCAGCCAGUGGAAGGUGGACUGGGAGGUGCAGUCUGGGGCCAAGCACUCCAUCGCCACAGUGGAAGUCAGCAAGCUGAAAGGUGUUUCCGGCGACUUUGCUGCCAACCUCGAAAUCAUGCAGCUGGAUUUUGAAAUGGAGAACUUCACGAGCCAGUCGGUGACGAGGAGGAUCAACUGGAACAUCGAUUACCGCGGCCAGAAUCCACCUCCAGACUCGGAUAAGGUGGUGACCGAGUUGACGGUGGUGCAGAAGGAUAUCCAGGCCAUCAUACCGCUGUCAAUGGACACGGAGAUCAUCAACACGGCCGUGCUGACCGGCCGGACCGUCGCCAUCCCGGUCAAAGUUGUCUCCAUAGAGUUGACUGGGAUGAUCACAGACAUCUCGAUGUUUGUGGAGUGCAAGUCGUCCAACGAAGACAUCGUCAAGGUGUCUAUGAACUGUGAUUAUGUGUAUGUGAAUGGUAAGGAGACACGAGGCUCCAUGAAUGCACGUGUGAUCUUCAGUUACGAGCACCUGAGCACCGCUCUGGAGCUCACCGUUUGGGUGCCUAAGCUGCCUCUAAACAUCCAGCUGUCUGAUAACAGCCUUAGCUUCAUCAAGGGAUGGAGAGUCCCAAUCCUCCCUGACCGCAGGUCAGCUCGUGACAGUGAUGAUGACGAUGAAGAAGAGAGGAAAGUGAGCCGUGGCUGCACACUGCAGUACCAGAGAGCCCAGGUGAAGGUUCUCACCCAGUUCCACACUACCUCCAGCGAGGGCACCAACCAGGUGAUCACUAUGCUGGGGCCUGACUGGCAGGUGGACGUCACAGACCUGGUGCAAGACUCACUGAAAGUUGUGGAUCCACGUGUGGCUGAAUUAGUAGAUCACACUGUGUUGGUGGCCCUGGAGCAAGGAUCGACCAUUCUGAAGGUUGAAUCCCCACUGGCAGUGGAGGCCGUGUUGGGCGAGGUACAGUUCUCUGUACUAGAUGAUAAAGUUUCCAUUAUGGAUCUGCGCGUCCAUGCAAUUUCUGGUCUCACCCUGAGUCUCCAGCCCAGUCCAGGAAACAGUCACACCAUGGUGGCAAAGGCGACAGGGCUACAGACGCUGUCCAACCUUAAACAGGAAGCCAGCCUCUCCAUUUGGGCUUACUUCAGUGACAACACAGCAGCCCCACUAAGUAUAUAUGACCCGAAGGAUUACAACCUUAAUGCCUCAACACUGGAUGAUAAGGUGGCCUCUGUUUCCCAGGAGCCUCAGCAAAGGUGGCCGGUCAUCGUCGCAGAGGGGGAGGGAUCCGGGGAGCUUGUACGUGUGGAAAUGACCAUAUGCGAAGCGUGCCAGAAGACUAAACGAAAGAGUGUUAUCGCUUCUUCUCCGGUUCAUGUGAAAGUGCGGUUUGGUCUUGAAGAGGACUCUGAGGAGGAAGAGGAAGAGGUGGAGGUGGAGACCAAACCGCCUCUCAAUACAGGGAGACCAAUCCUUGAUCCUAACAUGGGUGGUACUGGAUACGAGCCGUCCAACGAGCAGCCUGCAAGUGUACCAAUUGACUAUACCAACUUUCCCACUAUCAGUAACCAGGACCGUCCUACCGUGGAGGAAGCAGGUGAAGACGAAGUGUUUACUCACUCGCCUCGUAGCAUGACUGACUUGGAGAUCGGCAUGUAUGCCCUCUUGGGUGUUUUUUGCUUGGCCAUUCUGGUUUUCUUGAUCAACUGCAUUGUGUUUGUCCUUAAGUACCGCCACAAGCGAAUCCCACCUGAAGGUCAAGCCAACAUGGACCACUCCCACCACUGGGUGUUCCUAGGAAAUGGGCAGCCCUUACAAGCUCAAAGUGACCUUUCACCCCAGACAGCAGAAAGUCCAAGUAAUCCUUUGGAAGGGCCACAGACCUGCUGCCAUGGAGAUCACCACAGCAGUGGCAGCUCCCAGACAAGUGUACAAAGCCAAGUGCAUGGGCGAGGAGAUGGCAGCUCGGGCGGCUCCACCAAGGAGCAUGGCGAAGAUGCAAGUUCUCCCACGUCCAAGCGCAAGCGAGUCAAAUUCACCACCUUCACCACACUUCCUGCUGACGAGCUGCCCUACAACUCCAUCCCCAUUGCAGAUGAUGAUGAUAUCCAGUGGGUGUGUCAGGACAUGGGGUUCCAGGACCCUGAAGAACUACACAACUACAUGCGCAGGAUAAAAGAAAUAGCCUAAUGGUGGCUUUGGGAUUUCUUAAAACUAACCUUUCCUUUCUAAUCUUAUCUUUUUCCCCUUACUCUUAAGAACUUAUCUUUUCACACAAAUGGAGAAGGUGACUGAGGACCUCCUGUCCUGUUUCUCCUUGGGUGUCCCUUUGCACAGUGCUCUUGCUCUUUUAAACGUUCACAGAUUUUUGGAACUUUUACUUUAAACAGUGGAUGGAAAGCCAAAUACGAGACUAGGUGAUCUUUUAAUCUCUAGCACAAAUGGCUAUAGAGUGUAUGUCAUCCUUUCUCAGGUGAAGAGGACAUACAAUCUCAAAAGGGAGUUCUGAGCAGGGAGUUCUGAGCAAUGGUGUCAAAAUGGAUUCCUCAAGUGCUCCAUGAGAAGAUAUGGGUCACCCUGCCAUGGACAGGAUAUUUCGCAGAGGAAUGCCGCACUGUGUCCGUAUGUUGUUUUUUUUUUUUUUUUAUUGUUUUUUGUUUUUUUCGUUCUCUUUUUCAAACAUCCGAGUAUUCUUCUCCAACAAAGAGGCCUUUGUAGUGCAGAUUUCCAUUUUACUCAGAGAAAGGUGUUUAGGUGGGGUUGUCCUCGCACCAUCAUUGGCUACCAUUCAAUAAAUAUCAGAGACAGUACAGCAUUUUGGCCAGUAUUAACAAAUAUUGUCUCUCUUUCCCAUUGUUCAACAUCAUAUUAGUGACAUUAUUAUUUUUUUUUUUUGUACUAUUAUAAUCUUUCACAUGUGUAGCAUUUUCUACAUCAUACCACAUCCAUUGGGCAUGACAUCUUUGGCUCACUCACUUUCCUGAUAAAGUCAGAUGCCUUAUUAAAUCAGUUUGAAUCACAACCUUUGUGUUGACACCAUGUUUGUUUGCAUCCCAAAGGGUCAACACAAGAAAGAUAAACAAAAAAAACAAAAAAAAAACAAAAAAAAAAACGGGUAGCUACACAGACUACUAUGUGUAAUUGAAAUUAAAAUUAGCAGAGGUGAAGGGGUGCUUGUAUGUUAUGACAGUAAAAUAUCUUCAUAUCUCCAGCAUUUGUAUGCAUGAAAGGAGAGUUUGAGAAACCGCCAGCUGUUAUUCCUCCCAGAUUUGUAAAUGUGUGUCUUGUAAUAAUUAUCUAAUCAUACAUACAUAAAGACCAGUAGAGGACAUAUAAUGUUGUGACAUGCUUUACAUGCAUGCAAUUUCAGACAUUUUGCCUCUUGUGUACAUACCAUAUUAUUGUCUACCGACACUCAUCAUUAAUUAACGUUUAUGCUUCAGUUUUCCUCAUGAGAGAGGAUAGAUACCAUGGUGCUGACGUCUACGGUUAAGGCUAACAUUUACUUUUCAUAAAAUCGGCAAAUUCACUGAAGGGGAAAGGAAGAGAGACGUGAGAGACGUGCAUUUGCUUCUCUUUUGGGAUGUUUUUUCCUGCUUCUCUGGGCUUGCUAGAAUUUUCUGUUAAUAAUGUUGGCACCUCUGUAGCGGUCAGAUUUGUCCAUCAUUUCAAUGUCUUUUUUUUUUUUAAAAUAAAAAGUAUAGGUCAUACUUUUCCCAAGGAAACAACGCUAAUUAAAACAGGAGAAAGCUACUUGAGCUAAUGCAAGAUGCGUGAAUCUGUGUUGUAGUGAUCACUAACUUUGUUUUUCCCGGAAUUUUUUACUCUUAUUUAUACCAGUUGUUUGUUCAUAUUAAUUAUUUUUUAAUGAUUAAAAUAAGAAUGGAAGUAACGCUUUAUUAUGCUUGCCUUUUUUAUACAAGUAAAUGCUUAGGAAAAAUGCAAAAUUACCCCUUGUUUUAAUUUGAGGUUUAUGACCUAUGUGAUUUCUUUAGUUAUUUACAUUUUUGCAACUUUAUUGAUACACAGAUUAUAUAGACACGGUAGUUUUUUUUUAAUAGCGCACAUUAAAGUCAGUGUAUGUACUGAAACUGCUAGUUCAACUUGGUAGGUUGGGGAAAAGACUGUUCUAGGGAUUCGAUCAAUUUCAUUUGUUCACAAGCACGUUCAUUUCUCCAUUGUGUGUAACUUGUGUCUUGCUCACGCGCACCCAUUAAUUAUCGUAACAUGACUAUAAACGUAUUUCGUGUCAUUUGGUUUAUUUGUUGGGUUUUAUCCUGGCUAAAUGGUGCAACAUUCUGCACUCAGUCUCAGAAUCACAGAGGACCUAAUAUUGACCCCUGCAGCAUCUCCUGAACUCCAUUUGCAGAAAAUUACAAAGUUUCUAUUAAAAUUAUUUACUGGAGCUUAUGGAAUUUAUUUAAGUUAUGUAAAUGAAAUGGGAAACAGGACAUCCUGUAUAUUUUUCAUGCUAUUUUUCCAAAUGUUCUUCACUUUCAAGGUUCUACCCGUUAAGUGUUAGUGAAAUAUUUUGCUUUCCGACCCAAAUGCAAUUCACACGUACAGCGAUGGUGGCUCAGGAUGAAUGUAAAAUCAAAACAGAGUAACACCAACCCAGUGUAUCAUUAAGGUUAACCAUUAGGGUGUUAAUGCUUAAUAAAAUUACUGGCAAGGUUCUAGUAGCAGCUCACACACACACACUUUGUCCACAGUUUACCUUUAAUAAUUUCAAUGUCAUGAAAGAAUGUUACCAACAUUUUGCAUUUCUUUCCUUCAUUUAUUCGGAUGUGCAAGCAGUUUUCCGUUUUGAAAUCACAGUGUCUGUUUUCCAAAGGAGGUGCUACUAGGUCUUUGCCCUGACCUCAUCAUCUGAUGUGGACGUUAAAGCUCGACUCUAUGGGAAACUGCUAAAGCACGGAAAUGGCAGUGCUGUGCUGCCUCACUCUUAAUGUACAGAGCACUGUUACGACUUCCUGUAUUUUCCUGGAUUUAAACAAAAAAAAAAACAAACAAAAAAAAAAUCGAACACCCUUGUAUUCCCCGAUUAUAUGUAAGUACUUAUGAAAAUACAAAAUACAGAAACCUU
Messenger RNA from Tachysurus vachellii, 6780 nucleotides. It is a transcript of the gene tmem132e, whose product is annotated as transmembrane protein 132E. Lineage: Eukaryota; Metazoa; Chordata; Actinopteri; Siluriformes; Bagridae. The record is from RefSeq and is a predicted model, not a curated record. Bases 672 to 3884 code for a protein of 1070 amino acids. The transcript is spliced from 9 exons.